Molecule: messenger RNA, 3458 nt
Organism: Thalassophryne amazonica
Lineage: Eukaryota; Metazoa; Chordata; Actinopteri; Batrachoidiformes; Batrachoididae
Product: antigen peptide transporter 1-like
Exons: 13
Coding region: 310-2502 (730 amino acids)
Biological process (GO): transmembrane transport
Cellular component (GO): membrane
Molecular function (GO): ATP hydrolysis activity; ATP binding; ABC-type oligopeptide transporter activity
Source: RefSeq, a predicted model, not a curated record
AAAAGCUUUAAAAAUUGCAGUUUGUUUAAAUCUUGCAAGAGGUUCAGCCUUUAGUAACACCCCAUCCUCCUCCUGGCGGACAGAUAAGGGACUUUCUGGUGGGAACGCGAUAUAAAAGCCAUACUUUCGCUUUCACUGUCGUCAGUCGUGGCUCGGACGGAGAGGGAGCAGGCUGAUAGGAAAUUCGGACUGAAUGUUUUUUACGUGUGGCAGAAAAAAAUAUCGAACUCGUUUCCAGGACGAAGGCUAACCGGUUCGGUUAAAGGUCCAUCACAGAAGAAUCAUCGGUGAAUACGAGACGUUCACAUCAUGCAAAAAAUGAGCUGCUUCUUCCCGAUGAUCUUUGUUUCUGUGGAUGUGUGUGUGGUGCACAGUAUCCGCCUGGCACAGUUCUCACCUCUGCUCCACUCCCAUCCCUUCAUCGCCCUGUGGGGAGGAGGACUGACCAGGGCUUGCCUCCUCCUCCUCCUCACCUUUACCUAUCCUGGCAGCGUGACAUGUGUGAGCAGCUUCGAGGGCCUCCAGACUUUAGGGGUACUUUGCUUCCACUUCCCGGUCUACACCAGUCUUCUGUGGACUCUCGGGCAGCCGACCAUGGAUGAAAUAUCUGGGUGUCACUCAUGGGAAAGGAUGCUACAGGGUUAUGGUGUAACAGCAGUGGCCUGGAUCUACUGGAGUCGAUAUAUCUUACCUUGGUUGAUGAAGACGACCACCAACAAGCCCAGCGAGGAUACUGGUUCCAUCCUGAAGAGACUGAUGGAAUACAUUCUGCCUUAUCGCUGGCGUUUUUUUGCUGUGCUGGUUUUUGUGGUUCUGUCCUCUUGUGGUGAGAUGGCGGUUCCAAAAUACACUGGUCAUGUGGCUGACUGGAUCCAAAAUGAAGAGGCACCUGGUGCAUUUCGAGAGGCUGUUACAAUCAUGACAAUAAUGACUGUUGCCAGUGCUGUGCUUGAGUUUAUAUGUGACCUCAUCUACAACAUCACCAUGAGCCUCGUACACACCUCAGUCCAGGGAAUUGUAUUCCAGUCAGUGCUAAAACAAGAGAUUGCUUUUUUUGAUGCCAUACCAACAGGUAAACUGGUGUCGCGCAUAACCACGGAUACCAAUAACAUGAGUGAGGCGCUUAGUGAGCAGCUAAGUCUUGUGAUGUGGUACACAGCACGUUUUGGCUUCAUCUUAUUCUUUAUGGUGACCCAGUCAUGGAAAAUGUCCCUGCUCACUUGCAUGGGACUGCCCAUCAUCUGGGUCAUACCAACGCUCACUGGACAUUUCCAUCAGGCUGUUGCUGUAAAGGUUCAAGAGUCGCUGGCUAAGGCCAACCAGGUGGCCACAGAGACCUUCUCCUACAUGAAGACAGUGAGGAGCUUUGCCAAUGAGGAUGGUGAGACAGAGAAGUACCGACGGAAACUGGAUGACACCUAUUCCCUAAACAAAAUCGAAGCUGCAUGUUAUGCAGCUACUAACUGUUCCAAUAGUAUGACCACUUUGUCUCUAAAGGUGUGCAUUCUGUACUAUGGUGGAAUGCUGGUGACCAGAGGGACUGUUAGCAGGGGAGACCUGGUGUCCUUCAUCCUCUAUGAGCUACAGUUUGCCUCUGCUGUUGAGGCUGUGAUGCGUUAUUACCCUGAGGUGAGGAAGGCAAUUGGUCAGUCACAAGAGAUCUUUAAAUAUUUGGACCGGAAACCUCAAACACCUGCUGAUGGUACCUUGUCACCAGAAAAUCUUGAGGGGCACAUUAAGUUUGAAAAUGUCACGUUUGCAUAUUCUGGCCAAACAGUUGAUGACAGUGUUGUUCUCAAGGGCUUGUCUUUGGAGAUCAUGCCGGGCCAGGUCACUGCUCUUGUUGGGCUCAACGGAUCAGGGAAGUCGACCUGUGUCAAACUCCUGGAGAGGUUUUACCAACCCCAACUAGGGCAGAUUCUUCUUGAUGGAAAACCACUGCAGAGCUACAAAGACCAGUACUUACAUGGCAAGAUCGCUGUGGUGAGCCAGGAUUGUGUGCUGUUUGCUCGUUCUGUGCGUGAGAACAUCAAGUACGGUUAUGAGAGCGCCUCUGAUGAAGAAAUGAUCGAAGCGGCCAAACUGGCUAGCGCCCACGACUUCAUCAGUGAUCUGUCAAGUGGAUACGACACAGAUGCUGGUGAGAAGGGAGGUCAGGUGUCUGGUGGCCAGAGGCAGCGCAUUGCCAUCGCCAGAGCUUUAAUCAGACGUCCAAAAAUCUUAAUUCUGGACAACGCCACCAGUGACUUGGACAGUGAAAAUGAAUAUCAGGUUUGCCAAACUUUGCUGAAGAAUACCAGCACCAUCACCAUGCUGCUGAUAUCGAACAAGAUGAGCGUUGUUGAGAAGGCCGACCAUAUAAUCGUUCUCGGUGAUGGGGUGGUGCAGGAGGAGGGCUCUCAUGAUGAGCUGCUGAAGAAAAAUGGUCUUUAUAGUGAAAUGGUGAAAAAGCAGAACACAGGCUUCCACCGUCAAAAAGGAGACAAUACUAAUGUACAGUAACAAUCAAAUGUGGUGGUCACGCACAGGCCAGGGAAGAAGAAAUCCCAGAUUGGAAAAGACUCAUUUUGAACGAGAUUUUGUAAUGAGAUAUUUUAAAGUGGCACUCUGCAGCUCUGGUUAGUUUUUCACUUUCCUGAUUUUUAUAUUUUAUUACGACCACAAAGGAUGUAAUAAAAUCAUUGGCAUUUAUUUAUUUGUCUGCCAAAUUUUCACCACACAUUGGUGUUAGGCCUCGGAAGACUCCAUUAAAUUUCAGGGGUGAUCUGGAUUCUGGAUCAGGAUUUCACUUUGUAGACUUUGAAGGAUUACAUCAAAACUACUGCACAGAUUUUUACAAAAAUUUCACUAUAAAUAGGUGUUAGGUGAUCGAAGACUCCACUAAAUUUUGGAAGUAAUCCGCGUCAACAUCUGUUGGGAGUGACCUGGAUCGAUAUGCAGGUUCUGCAGCAGAAAGAUACAACAUCACGAUGUAAACCCAAAGUCAGGAAGACACUAUGUUGUUUCAGCUUGUGAAUUAAAUAUCAGAUCUUGAUCAGUUGGACCAUUCCGAAUUAGUAUACAGUUAUUGUGUUGUGUAGUCCGGAUCCAGGUAAAGUCUGGGUCACAAUGUCAGUCACAUAGCUUUUAUUUUGAGUUCUCAUCAACCCUUGGCGGAUGUCAGAAAUCUCCAAUUGCUUGUUUUUGGUUGCAUUCUUCUCUACGGAGCUCCCCUUACAGGUCAGAGUACGUAUGGCACAAAACUAUGGUAAAAACUCACUGCUGGCCUGCCUUCUCCCCUCUUUCCCUGCUCUGCAUGUUGUUUUCAGUGGAGCUGGUGAGUGCAAUCUGUGGAUGUGUUGAGAAAGCGACAAUACACAGACAUACACAGAGAACAGAGCGUUUAUCUCAGUAUACUUACAAGUGCAGCAAGAAUCCCUUUUUUGUAUGAUUCUUUAUCUUUCAGCUCUCACUAUUCC